CGUGACGCGUAGUUUGAUUUCUAUUGGUCAGCUCAAACACUGUGGGAAAUUCAAUGUCGAAGGCCGAAGGUUCAGGUCAUAAUGUCAUCAACAAAAAGUAAAAGUGCUAGAGCAAUGAAAACAGCUCAGAAGUCUGACAAGGAAAAUUGCCAACCCAUCAAUGGAAGGAAAAGCAAACUUCCUGUACCAGCUGAAAAUGUUGCUGAGAAGAAGACUAGGACUCGGGCUAAACCAGCUCCAAACUUUAAUAAGUUGCAUUCCCAGUGGACUAGCAAGCUGCAGAUUGGGAAAGCGUGUCGGAAGAAACCAUGUACUGUGUCUCAAGAAUUCAACUUGACAAGACCAGGAUCAAAGGCCCAGGUUAAAGCUGAGGAGGUGACCCCAGUGAAAGGCCUUGAUGUUCAAGCAGGGGGCCGACAGUGUUUCACACCAGAUGCCAAGUCAAUGAAGGACUUGGAACUAAACAGAGAGCUGUCUCCUUCUCAGCAGUCUGGCCGGGCGACCAUUGCUACAUCCAGAUUGACAUCUGAUCUGGAGAAAGGAAUUCUACAAGAAUCACAGAGUGACCACCCCAUAGACAGACACCGACCUCCAGCCAAAAGGAGUAAGCCCAAUGCCACCAUGUCUCUUGCUGACCAACAGAAGCAAGCAGAUUUGCCAUUCAAGACUGACAAGUCAGCGCUCAGUAGCAUCUUAACCAAUUCUGGAAUAGAAAAUCGUCCAUCUGUGGUCACUCCAAAUAAACAGUGUCAGAGAGUAUCAAUCUACUAUCAGGCUCAGAACAGGGUCUCACUGUUUGACAACUGUGUCAAGAAACGACUGAUGACUGUUCCUAGUACUGUGGAGAAGGUGACGGAGGCUGACAGAAUCUGUAUAACGGAAUCCCCCUAUGUGAAGGGAGCUAGAGUUAAGCCUGUACGAAACUCGGUAUAUCCUGAGUAUGUCCGGAGAACCUUCCUCACUCCCUCCACCCCCAAGGGAGACACUGACGGUCCCAUCUCAGCAGUCUCAGCCAGCACGGCUAGACGGGUGCCCAAUCCCAAUUAUAAAGGACUGGGAGGAUCUGUUAAUAAAAUUAGAAAAACCCUCAGAUGGGGGGACAUACUGGCAAGUCCAAACUGCACCCUCAAACCAGAUAAUCAGAAGGUUGCAGACAUAAGUGUCACGCCCUUGUCUUCCGGUGGGAUUGACCAGUGUCCAGCUGUCCUGAUGACCAAGCCAGCCCUUGGUGAAUAUGACAGUGUGUCCAACACUGGGCAGGGUCUCUGUAGCCAUCAGUGUGGCAAAGUGUAUAUGGGUGGGAGUGACCAUUGUCCAGAUGUGCGACUGUCCAGUUCUGGCCUGGGUAAAUGUGACGGUAUGUCCAGCACUGAGCAAGGUCCCUGUAGCCCAGAGUGUGGCAAUGUGUACAUCAGUGGUACUAGAGCUGGGGAUGAUUCAUCGGUGAAGGCAGGAGUGAGUCAUCACCCACUAAACAACACCGGCAGCAGCAGCAGCAGCGGCGGCAGUGGCCACUGUGUCAGAGCCGGCACCCUCCUUCCUCCUUCUCUCCCAGCAUCCAGUAGUAUAGUCGUCUCUCACACCACCCAGCCACACACACCUGGUCAUGAGAACAGUUGCCACCAGCACUCCCUGCAGCCGUCACGGUCGUCGGCGCUGGUGCACCCAGGUGCAACUGUUGUGGGUACCGUCGGUGUUGACGCUGCACAGCCCCGGCCGGCAAUGAUUGACAUUGGCACCACAUUGGCACCACACCCCGGCGAUGUCAGUUGUCAGCGCCCGUUACAGAGUUUGGAGGAGAAGGAGCGACAGCUUCUGCACGAGUUGCAGCAGCUAAACAUGGCCAUGAGUGACGAGCAUAAACAGGACGACAAUGACAACAAUCAUCCUCAUCAACAUGAUCUCACCCAUCACCAGCAACAACAAGAACAACAGCUGCUCACACAGCAACAUCAACAAUCUAGUCGUCGUCAUCCAGACACCUCAGGUGUGUCUGUCAUCCACCAUCUUCUUACACCAUCAUCCCGGCAACCUCAGAUUCCUUACCAGCGUCAGCUUCCCGGUGUGACUAUAUCUAACAUUAGUACCACACUAACACACAGCUCAGUGACUCAGGGAUUACAACUGGGUGUUCCAAGUGACAUCAACUCCAAUGUGACACGAGUGGCUCCAGGUCCUUGUCCACCUGCACCAGCAGAGAGUCAGUUGGGUGGCAUCCAGGUGACUCAGUCACAGAUCCAGCAGCAACUCCUGGCUGUCCAACAGAGCCAGCUGGAGCUACUGAGAGUGCAACAGCAAUUGGAACAGAGGCUGAGGCAGAGUCAGAUGUCUUGUGGAGCCCAACCUGACCAGUCUGAGCACAACAACAACACAGAUCUCAAGUGCAAUACACAGAGCAUUCCUCCAUGUGCCCCGAACAGGGUCCAUCACAGCCAGCCUGCAGGCAGGAGCAGACUCAGAUGAAAUCUGGGGACAUUAAUGACAAUUACCAGCAAUCCUCAUCAGCAGGAGCUGCACCUCAUCUUGUGACUGACUCAUGUGACUCAGAUGAAGAAGUCAAGUCUAUGACAACCUCCUCGAGUGCCGUCCACGCAGGUCGUGGGCUGCAGUCUACACAAUCUGACUUUUCCUUGUCUUCCAGUAGUAAGCGUGAGUGUAUAUCUAACAUUGAACAAAGUGUCCAAUCCAAGUCUCAUGAAUCCGGUGAUGUGUCUAGUGAGGGGCGACACGUGUCCUCAACUUCUGAACAAUUUUCACAGGGAAGCAGUGAAAAUGUGCAAGAAUCUGUGACCCAUGAUUCCAGUGCUCCUCUCAGCCCGAGGGCACCCUGCAAGCUACCUCUGUUGAGAGAAGAGCUGGAACUGACACCAGAUGUUGUCAGUGGCACCAGAAAGACCCACUCUCCUGUCCCUGUCACAUCCAUAGCCCUGGGUUUGUCCAUGCCACAACCCAACCGACCAUCUCAGGCAACCUUCGAGGAGCACUCUCCUCCCACAAUCACGCCUCCAAUAUGGACACCUCUAGCUCUCAAAGUGGCAGCUAGUCGAUCAUCCCCAAAGGGAGACGACUCUAAUGUUCCAUCACUCAAACUGGAUGAGGAAUCUGUGUGUUCUGAUGAGAGGGAAAUUCCAGAUUCUUCAAGUGAACCUUCUGAAACCUGUAAGCGUCAGUGUGUUGAAGUCUCAGAAGAGUCAAGGUUCAGGAGUAUCCUGCAGGAAACAAAAUCGUCUGCCUUUGAUCAGGUCGUCCCUGCAUCGGUGACCCUUGUGACUUCCAGUUUGACCUCUGUGACCCUAAGUGCAACCUCUCCCCUGCCAGCCAAGCAGGCGCGACAUGUACCGAGUGACUCAGACAUUUACCUUGAUGCACUCUUGGAUGAUGAGUGUGCUUUGUUCACUUGUCGAUUACAAACGUUCUUCAGGGAUGUAUCAGAACCAGAGCGUGGUGUGCAGGAUCCUGUAGCUCGGACACUGAUGGAGGGAGAUGAUAUGCAUUUUGUGCCGAUCCAUGAUGACCUAGUGACAACUACUACACUUGAGGGUUCAGCUUUCUCAGCCUACUCCCCGGUUUGACUUGUGACAUCAGUUGUCCUCAAAUGAUCUUGACUACAAUGAUCUUGACAUUCUCCCGUUCUCAAUGAUCUCAUGUUGGCCCUCGCCACCAGCCAUUGUUUUGUCAGCGUCUCAGGCGCUAUAUAGAUUUGGUUGAUAUAUUGUUUAUUAUGUAAUUUUGAUAUGGCAUUUUGAAUAAUUGUGAAGUGUUUUUAUUGUCCUGAUUAUGUUCUGCCAUGAUUAUGAAGCCACAUUUUCCACUCUGACUUGAGCUGGUGUGUAAGGGUUGAAAGUGUUCCUCAGAACUGAUGUCAUCAAGCAGUCGACUUUGCCUAAAGAUGUGUGAUAAUGUUUGAAAAAUAAUCAAAACAGGAUGGGGAAAACCCCAACCACAUGUCUCUUACAUAUCUACUGAAAGAAAGCUGGUCAGUUUAUCAGCAAUACAGGUGCCACAGCCUGCUGUAUGGCACGACUCCACUACAUCACCUCCACCUUCUGAACCCAUUCUGUCAUGACACACCAUCAUUUAUAGUAUCACAAAUGGGGCAUUGAAAUAGUUUGGGUUAUUUGAAUUUAAUUCAAAACUGUUUCCUUGUUCCAUUACUUACUGCCAGUUUCUUAACUUUUCUAUAAUUUUAGAGUUUAGAAUUUCUUGUGGUAAUUUUGUAAACUUUAACAAAGCAUGCACUCAGAUACCAUUUUACACAAUUUGGGCAUGGG
This is a messenger RNA of Haliotis rubra (blacklip abalone), 4271 nucleotides long. RefSeq lists its product as uncharacterized. NCBI's taxonomy places the organism in Eukaryota, Metazoa, Mollusca, Gastropoda, Lepetellida, Haliotidae. The record is from RefSeq and is a predicted model, not a curated record. The transcript is spliced from 13 exons. Bases 82 to 2463 code for a protein of 793 amino acids.